AUGGUGCUGGAGCUCAAUGGCGCAAACAGAUCUCAAAUGGACAACUCAGAGAUCAUCCAGGAGACAGGCCCCAUCAGAAAAGAUUCAGGCUUUUCAUCGGAAACUCUGAAGGAUGAACUGACUCCUUUGUGUUCAGUUGCUUUCCCUGGAGAUGCUGAUGAUGACAAGAUUGUGGGAGGCUACAACUGCCCACAGCAUUCAGUUCCCUACCAGGUGUCCCUGAAUGCUGGGUAUCACUUUUGUGGAGGGUCCCUCAUCAACAGCCAGUGGAUCGUGUCAGCUGCUCACUGCUACUUAUCCCGUAUACAAGUGAGGCUGGGAGAGUACAACAUUGAUGUGCAGGAAGACAGUGAAGUAGUCCGGAGUUCUUCAGUAAUCAUUCGCCAUCCUAACUACAGUUCAAGAACCCUUGAUAAUGACAUUAUGUUGAUCAAGCUGGCAUCCGCCGUGGACUACAGUGCCGAUGUUCAACCCAUAGCCCUGCCCACCUCUUGUGCCAAGGCAGGGACCGAGUGCCUGAUUUCGGGGUGGGGAAACACACUGAGCAGUGGCACCAAUUACCCUGAACUUCUCCAGUGCCUGCAAGCGCCAAUUCUGAGUGACCAAGAGUGCCAAGAUGCUUACCCGGGUGAAAUCACCAGCAACAUGAUCUGCGUAGGAUUCCUGCAGGGUGGGAAAGACUCAUGCCAGGGUGACUCAGGUGGACCAGUUGCGUGCAACGGAGAACUCCAGGGCAUUGUGUCAUGGGGAAUUGGGUGUGCUCUGAAAGGUUAUCCCGGUGUCUACACCAAGGUCUGCAAUUAUGUUGAUUGGAUCCAAGAGACCAUUGCAGCCUACUGAUACCCUGACAACCACCUGGCUCCUUGGCCACUACCUUCCUGCCCUAAUACUUUCCUUAAGAAGA
Messenger RNA from Cygnus olor (mute swan), 904 nucleotides. RefSeq names its product trypsin II-P29. Gene Ontology annotation, molecular function: serine-type endopeptidase activity. The record is from RefSeq and is a predicted model, not a curated record. NCBI's taxonomy places the organism in Eukaryota, Metazoa, Chordata, Aves, Anseriformes, Anatidae. The transcript has 5 exons. Gene Ontology annotation, biological process: proteolysis. Bases 1 to 840 code for a protein of 279 amino acids.